AUGGCUAAAGGCAAGACCAUGUCCAAGCCCCGGGAAGGCAAAGCGGAGGCGGCGGCGGCUCCGGAGAGCACCGAGAGAAGGGGGCCCGGCCGCCCCAGGAUGAACGGGGAGAAUGUAUUUCUUGGCCAGUCCAAAAUCUACACCUACCUAAGUUCUAACAAAUCUCCUGGUGCUCGUCCUCCACUUCAAGAGGAAAACUCGGUCAUGCAUCAUGAGGUGAAAUGUCAAGGCAAAACACUAAAUGAAACAUGCAAAAGAGGAGACGGGAAAAAAAGUACUCUUAAUACAAUAGAAGGUGCUAUAAAACCAGAAGACCAGAAUGAUAAAGAAAGUGGGUGUGAUUCUUCAGUGUCCUUUCCUAAUCAAAAACAAGAAGCUGCAGAAACUCAGAAAAACAUGCCUCUGCCUUCUGAUUCUACUGAUGCAGCAAAUGCAAAGCAAGCUCAGAAGAAGGUGGUAAAAGCAAAACCUGGACCAAGGAGAAAAGUGCAAGGAAAAACAUCACAGAAUCGAAAAGUGACAGAUUAUUACCCUGUUAGAAGAAGUUCCCGGAAGAGCAAAACGGAAUUGCAGACUGAGGAAAAGAGGAGAAUAGAUGAAUUAAUUGAAAGUGGGAAAGAAGAAGGAAUGAAGAUUGACUUCAUUGAUGGUAAAGGGAGAGGGGUAAUUGCUACCAAACACUUUAAUCGAGGAGAAUUUGUGGUAGAAUAUCAUGGGGAUCUCAUAGAGAUCACUGAUGCUAAAAAGCGAGAAGCUGUGUAUGCCCAAGAUCCAUCCACAGGCUGCUAUAUGUACUACUUUCAGUAUUUAAGCAAAAUGUACUGUGUCGAUGCUACAAAAGAGACUAAUCGUCUGGGAAGGCUGAUUAAUCACAGCAAAUGUGGCAAUUGUCAAACAAAGCUUCAUGAUGUUGACGGCGUACCUCAUCUCAUACUGAUAGCCUCACGAGACAUUAAAGUGGGUGAAGAACUAUUGUAUGAUUAUGGAGACAGGAGCAAAGCUUCCAUUGAAGCUCAUCCGUGGCUGAAACACUAA
Molecule: messenger RNA, 1035 nt
Organism: Emys orbicularis (European pond turtle)
Lineage: Eukaryota; Metazoa; Chordata; Testudines; Emydidae
Gene: KMT5A
Product: lysine methyltransferase 5A
Exons: 8
Coding region: 1-1035 (344 amino acids)
Biological process (GO): regulation of transcription by RNA polymerase II; regulation of DNA damage response, signal transduction by p53 class mediator
Cellular component (GO): nucleus; polytene chromosome
Molecular function (GO): transcription regulator activity; histone H4K20 methyltransferase activity; protein binding
Source: RefSeq, a predicted model, not a curated record